Molecule: messenger RNA, 771 nt
Organism: Eimeria mitis
Lineage: Eukaryota; Apicomplexa; Conoidasida; Eucoccidiorida; Eimeriidae
Exons: 2
Coding region: 1-771 (256 amino acids)
Source: RefSeq, a predicted model, not a curated record
AUGCCGCCAUUAAGUCGUGGGGUGGUUGGUUCUAAGGCGCACGAAAUAGAGGGGUUUAGGUGUACGUACACCUCAGCCGCUGCGGGCCCCGCAGGCUCAAAUAGAAACAGAAAAGGAGAGACAAAGACAAAGACAGAGAGAAGGAGAGACAGAGAGACAGAGAGACAAAGAGACAGAAAGAGAGACAGAGAAACAGAGAGACAAAGAGAAAGAAAGAAAGAGAGACAGAGAGACAAAGAGAAAGAGAGAAAGAGAAACAGAGAGACAGAGAGAAAGAAAGAAAGAGAGACAGAGAGACAGAGAGGGAGACAGAGAGAAAGUGAGACAGAGAGACAAAGAGAUAGAGAGACAGAGAGGGAGACAGGGAGAAACGGAGACAGAGAGGGAGACAGAGAGAAACGGAGACAGAGAGGGAGACAGAGAGAAACGGAGACAGAGAGGGAGACAGAGAGAAACGGAGACAGAGGGGAGAGAAAGAGAGAAACGGAGACAGAGAGGGAGACAGAGAGAAACGGAGACAGAGGGGAGAGAAAGAGAGAAACGGAGACAGAGGGGAGAGAAAGAGAGAAACAGAGACAGAGAGACAGAGACAGAGAGACAGAGACAGAGAGAAACAGAGACAGAGAGAAAGAGACAGAGACAGAGAGAAAGAGAAAGAGACAGAGACAGAGAGGAGGAGAGGCAAAGACAGUAAGACAAAGAGAUAGAGAGACAGAGACAGAGACAGAGAGAGAGAGAGAGAGAAACAGAGACAGAGAGAUAGAGAGAUAG